This is a messenger RNA of Pungitius pungitius (ninespine stickleback), 681 nucleotides long. It is a transcript of the gene kncn, whose product is annotated as kinocilin. The record is from RefSeq and is a predicted model, not a curated record. NCBI's taxonomy places the organism in Eukaryota, Metazoa, Chordata, Actinopteri, Perciformes, Gasterosteidae. The coding region runs from base 82 to 510 and encodes 142 amino acids. The transcript has 5 exons.
GCAAGUUGCAGUGAAGGCCUGAAGCGGAGCAUCAGGACUGCUCACUGUGUGAGGAGCAGGUGGGGGGCCUCCACCUGCUGAAUGAACCCCGUCAGCAUUGGAGAGUACCACGGGCUCCGGGUGGGAUCCGCCUUGCUCAGCAUUGUGGCGGGCUGCAUCCUCAUUGGGGUGUCCAGGGAGUGUGACGCUGACGCUGUAGGGGGGAUCUUCCUGGGAGCAGGAGGCCUCGGCCUGCUCAUAUCCAUCUACCCCUUCAUAAAAGCCUGGCUCAACAUCAACCAAAUUCUUCCAUGUUUUGGAAACUUCAGAGUGCAUCCAACGCCAGCCAAUCCUGCUCCUGACCAGCCUGUCGAGACGCUGAGAAGAGAAGGGACGCAGAGUCAGCUGAAUGUGGAGCGUUCUAAGAGUCGAAUGGGAACCUUUGUGGAGGGCGGAGCCAUGGCUGAGAUCAACCCAGAUGAGGGGACGUCUGCAGACCUGCCCGACGUCUUAUCCAGACGGAAACUCUAGCAGAAGGCUAAUCAAAGGCGGGACUACACGUAAUGAUUAUUUGUAGAAUGGUGGCUGAACUUGAAAACCUAAUAAACACAACAACAGUUUGAACUGUGAUUGCUAAAAGACUAUUUCCAAAUGUUCUGCCGACGAGUGAAACACAUUACGUCCGGUAAUCCCGCUUGUACC